AUGGUAACGCGCUAUAGCCUUUUAGGAGAAUCAGCUCGCCUAGUUGACAAGGAGUCUGCUCGUCAAUUUGACGGGUUGAUUACUGUCAGGCCUAUAUGUUACCAUACGAAAAGAGCCCAAACCACUACCAGACAGGCGAGCAACGCAAGGAUUGGGAUAAAGGAUAGGGAUCAUGUUCAGCACACUCCGUCCGUCACGCCUCAUUAUCCGAUAGUUCGUUCAUCUCGUCCUUUAGGACAUCAUCUCACUCCACUGGAAAAGAAGAGCCGGGGUACAGACAAUGAAUGA
Molecule: messenger RNA, 288 nt
Organism: Ilex paraguariensis (yerba mate)
Lineage: Eukaryota; Viridiplantae; Streptophyta; Magnoliopsida; Aquifoliales; Aquifoliaceae
Source: the annotation of a GenBank genome assembly